GAGUUAUAUGCCCACGUAGUCGAGCGAUUCCGUUCCGCUGUAUCCGAGAUUUUGCUGUGCCACCUUUUCUCACUAGGCAUGAUUCGGGAUUUCAGAAGAAAACAAGCACUCUUGCACGCCAGCCUUCGCAAAAAACAUUCUGACCUUUCGAGGCCGACUUUACUGAACCCCACAUGCCAGUGCGGUGCUGUGGUUGGCAGGCUGCUGAACAGACCUGUGGCUGUAUGUGCCUGGCGUGGUUGUCCAGCACAUAUAAAAACAAGGGUGUCUUCCCCUGUCUGUGCUUUUGCGGUAUUCUCCAUUCCUAUUCAGCUACAACAAUCACUUUAUCUCCCCUCUUUUUAACCAUAGCCCUCUUUUUUAGUCUGACACCUUCGUCGCUCCGACUCGUAUACUUUGAACCAUGUGCUAUCGCUGCGCGAACUGCGGAUCCUGCUUUGACCUGCGCACUGAACUACGCAACCACUUCCGGGACUGCGAGAGCUAAGUACCUCGCUAUCUGCUUCCUACACUGCGUCUUAUCAGCACUCUCCGUUUCCCCUACACCCACCCUCGCCCCUAAAAAAGACUAGCCCCUCCGUAAAUAGCUUCUCCUGCUUGACUCAAAAGUCUUCACAUAACCCCGCCAACAAAAUAAAAACCUGCCUAUUCAACAUCCCUACUACUAUGCGAUGCACUUUGGACGCAUGCU
Molecule: messenger RNA, 691 nt
Organism: Linderina pennispora
Lineage: Eukaryota; Fungi; Kickxellomycota; Kickxellomycetes; Kickxellales; Kickxellaceae
Exons: 1
Coding region: 174-572 (132 amino acids)
Source: RefSeq, a predicted model, not a curated record